AUUUCGAAAGCAUUUGCCGCCAUUUCUCUAGGUUACACUGAUGUAACGAUCCGUUCUUAAUAGCCCGAGGCUAGCGGCGUUGGUUUCCAAAGCGAAAAUCAAACCCAAAUUCAAUUCAGAAUCAGCCAUGGAGAGCGACGACGACUUCGAGCUUUUGCCUCCUUCUCCCGUCCAAGAACGAAAGCUCAAGCGUUUGAAGAAAGCAGCUAGGGUUCCCGAACCUUCUCACCCUCCUAUCUCUCCUCCCAAUUUUUCCGUAUCGGGAAACGGCGAAGAACACUUGACGGAGCCAAACGGCGAAUCUGGGCCCGAAUUUGAAACUUUGACCCCAAGCCCAAGCCCAAGCCCGAGCCCGAGCCCGAACCCGAACCCUCAAUCUGACACUCCGAAAGGUGUAACCGUCGACGACGAUGGUUUGGGCGCGAAGAGGGUUCUGGAUUUUGAUUCCUUCGGUGAGGAACUAGGGAAGGUUGUAGAGGAGACUGAAGAAGUUAGAGAUCUGAAGACCUACGAAGAAAUCAGGGAUUUGAAUACUGAUGAAGUAGAGAGGAAACGACGAGGUUUAGAUGACUUGCCAGAGAAGAACGAGAAGAAGAAGAGAAUCAAUGACGACGGUGACAGCAGCGAGAAGAAGCCUAAAGUAUCUGCCACCAAUAAGAGAAAGGCCGAGAAGGAACGACGAGAUACUCUGAAACAGCUUCAAGCGGAGUCUCAGAGACUUCUUCGAGAAACUAGAGAUGCGGCUUUUAAACCUGCUCCUCUGGUUCAGAAGCCAAUUUCUUCGAUAUUGGAGAAAAUUCGGCAGCGGAAAUUGGAGAUUUUAAAGAAAUCUGCUGAUAAUGUAGAAAAGGCUGAACCGGAAGAAACACCAGCUUCUUGCCAUGCAGCCACUAAAUGUAAUUUGGGCACGUCACAUAUUGGUGAAGAAUCUAAUGAUGCUGCAGCUAAUUCUAACUCUGAGAGCAUUCCUUCUCCCAUGGCCAAGGAUUCAGAAUCUGAGCAUGCAUUUCGAGCUCCUAUUGGUGAUACUCAGGAACUCUACACUGAUUCUGAAAGAAGCGAUACUAAAGAUGAGGCUGUAAAUGACAAGUCUAACAACCCUUCAGAAGAAGUGUUUGCCCCGUCAAUGCUUGCAAUGAACUUGAAACUUGAUUCUGCUCCUCCUGAUGAUGACGUCUCUUCCAAUGAGGAGGAGGAGGACAAUGACAAGGAGAACAUAGAGCCACACGUACAUGUAUCAGUUGACUUGACUUUAUCACCAGAUGGUGACCCUGUUAGGGCUUUUGUUGAUGAAGAAGCUGAAGAGGAAGAUGACAGUGAUAAUGACCUACAGCGUUUCCAAGAUGAUGAAGGUGAAGAUGAUGAUGAUAUUGAGGAAGAUGACAUGAUUGCAACUCAAUAUGAAGAAAAGCCAGAUGAUAGAGAAAAGCGUGAGCAACUCCACCAGCAGUGGCAUGAGCAACGGGAUGCAGCUGGAGUGGAUAAUCUACGUCAGAAAUUCUAUGGUGGUUCAAAAUUGAAUGAAACACCAUCAACUGAAGAGGAAGAUGAGGAAAGCAGAGAAACUGAAAAUGAUGAUGAAGUUGAAGAAUACGCAGCACCAUCAGAAAGUCUGAAGACCACUCUGAAAAAGGUGAAGCAGAUGAUCCCACAGAUGUUUUCAGAUAAAGAUGAUAAAUAUGUAUCAUCUGAUGAUGAAGAAACUGAGGACAAGCUAGCUAGACAAUCCCUCUAUUAUAAAACUGAAGAGAAAGCUAAAUUCUUUUCACCAGCUGAGGACGAAAAUAGCAGGGAAGUUUUCAGUCUCAUAAAGAAAUUAAACGUGCCUGAUACCAAGAGAAAAGGAAAAACUACUUCCAUCUUUGCUAUGCCAAGCAUUGGACAGAACAUAAAUAUAUCAUCAAAGUCAUCUUUUGUUGGAAGGGCUUCAGAUCGUUUUAUGCCUACUUCUCAAAAGCAGGGAUCAUGCAAGGUCCGAUCAUAUAUAUUUGGGCGAGAUGACAGCAACAGCAGGAGUUCAAUAUUGAUCUCAGAGGAUUCUUUAGAUACGAUUCAAACGGAGAGUCAACCACCAAAAGCGGCUUCUGCCAAGUUUCAAAGAAAUACGCAGAACAAAAACACCACCAUGAAUUCUGCAUCUAAGGAGUCAAAUGUGUCGCUUUUGGAUAUAUUAAGGAAGUCUUCACAUCAUGCAGAUCACAGUUUCCAGAAUGCCAACGUUCAACCAAAGACAUCAAUAUUUGAUGCAUUCAAGUUAAUGAAGAAGCCAACCAAGGCGGAGGCAAGAGUUUGAUAAGUUUUGGCCAUAUUUGUAUGGUUAAACCUUAAACCUUCAUCAAUUAUUAUCUAAUUUAUUUCGAUCCUUGAAAUAAUCGAAAAAAAUAUAUAUCUUUGGUGGCGUAUGUGUAUGUGAAGAGUCAAGUAACAUUGUUUUUUUGUCUACUCUUGAAAGAAUAUUUUAUUUUCCAUUUA
Messenger RNA from Glycine soja, 2472 nucleotides. Its product is annotated as glutamic acid-rich protein-like. The transcript has 11 exons. The record is from RefSeq and is a predicted model, not a curated record. NCBI's taxonomy places the organism in Eukaryota, Viridiplantae, Streptophyta, Magnoliopsida, Fabales, Fabaceae. The coding region runs from base 128 to 2293 and encodes 721 amino acids.